GGUUUGUGUAUGCAGCUAUUGGGAAUAGUGCAUGUUGGUGUGGUGAUGAUAUAGAUACUUCUUUUGGAGCUCCUGAUAACAACUGCAAUGAAAUAUGUGAAGACGAAAGGCCUGAGUUACCGUGUGGCAGUACAGAUACAGUCAGUAUCUAUGGCACAGAAGGGCCAUACCUCCUUCACCUUACUCUCUCCAAAGGAUCCGCUACUGUACAGACUGGUAUCACUUCUCUCUUCGAUGCCAGAAUAGAACUGGCUGGGGCUACUGACACAGAAAUUGGUAUCUUGAAUGUGGCCACCACAGACCUGCAGUAUGUGAACUUUACCUGGUCAAUCAACGGCAGUGUGGUCAAGGGUUCCAUCAAAACGGUCACCAAUACGUCCACUACGUCCAGCCUCAUCUAUACCUUUCAUCAAGUCGGAGCCUGGUUCAUAGGAGUGACUGCUAGCAAUGCCAUCUCACAGCGCGCUGCCACCACAGUCCUUCACGUGGUACAGCCCGUGCCCUCUGACCUCCAGGUCAUUCUGCGGCCAGGUCAGGGCAACAUCCCGUCCUGCGUCCCCGAACAUGACAACCUCAUGUCCAAUCUUCCCGCCGUUGCGGUCUUUGUUGACGAGCCGGCCGAGUUUCAGGCCUACCUCUCGAUUGGGGUCAACCUGACGUUCGACUGGUGGUUUGGUGAUGACGGGAGUCGUGUGACCUCGGCGCCGUACCUGGAAGACGGGGAAUCGUGUGACCUCAUCAUGUGUCUCCACUCCCAUCAGGCUCAUGUCUUUAAACAGGAGGGGCUUUUUACAGUGACGGUCAAUGCCUCUAAUGAACUUGGAAGUGCACAGAAAACCCUUCAUGUGAUUGUUAUGAACAGAGGUAUCAACAACCUGAGCUUGUCUCUGGUGGAAGGCUCUCAUUUCACAAACCCCAACACGAGUCUGAUCUUCAGCCUUAAAAUGGAGACGGCCGAUCGGGAGCAAGCUGUCCUCUCCCUGGAAUUUGACGACGGGAUCGUUUACAACCAGUCCCUCCGUGAUGUCAACGAGACUUUCAUCAGUGGUGGAUCAGCCAAUCCUGCCAAUAUGUACCUCACUGCAAGCUACGGAGACGGCUGCCAGCUCAUUGUAUCCUUCAGUCACAAGUACGCCCUUUCAGGGAGCUACGGUCCAAAGACGCGCAUCCAGAGCAACGGAACUGCCUAUCUGGCUGAACUUUCUGAAGCUAUUGUUGUGCAGAGGUCCAUUGAGGAUGUUCAGCUGGAAGCAUCAAGUUCCUACCCCCUUGGAUCAGAAGGGACCAUCCUUGCAGUGGUUCCAUUUGAAACCAACAACAUGACUUACGAAUGGACAGUUGUGCUCGGCAGGGAGACGAUAGCUGCGGACACCACACAGAAUGGAAGCUUCAUCCAAGCCUUUGAUCUUGAAGGUCAAUACAUUGUGCAAGUGACUGUGAAGAACUUGGUAAGCCAAUCAUCUACUGUGAAGGUGGUCCGGGUGCAGAAAGCAAUCACAGGUGUGUCCAUCUCUGCUCCAGAAGAGGGCUUUGUGGUCCCUUUGGAUCAGAUUGUAACAUUUGAAGCAUCUACAGAGAGUGGCACCGAUCCCACAUUCCAUUGGGUCUUCCAGAACGGAAGCACAUAUGAUGACAUUGGACUAGCGGACGCAUCGGGACGGUUGAUAUUCAGCAUUGUCAAUCACACCUUUACGGAAGUUGGUGACUACAACGUUAGCGUCACCGCGUUGAAUCUGGUCAGCGAGGUGACCCAAAGACUUGACCAAUCGAUGGUGGUCCAGGAACCAAUCAGUGGACUUUCAUCUCAGUCUGUCCAUCCGACCCUCUUGAAUCAGACAUCCCAAAUCGCUCUCAGAGUGAUACGUGGCUCUCAUGUAAAGUUCACCAUCAAUGAGACCGGGAAAGAAGAACUACUGCAGUCAGAAUCAACCGAGAAUGGAAUGUUUGUGGUCACCACACUGCUCUCAGAGACUGGAUUGCACUAUGUGAACAUCACAGCGUUCAACAAUGUUUCUGAGGCAUCCACAGUAGUCACACUGUUAGUUCAGGAGCCAAUCAGCAACUUAACACUUCAUCUGUAUCCUCUGUCACUUGGAAAAGUGGCACUUGUCACAUCUUUUGAUGGAACAAUGAACAGCAGAGAUGAUAUCUUGUAUCACUGGAUCCUUGAUGGGAUGAACCUCACAACAUCCAGUGGCAUCUUCAUCCUAGAACGUGAUGAGGUCACAGAGAACAGCACUCUCAUUGCUUCUAAUCUAGUGGAUGAGAAGACUGUUCAUGUGCCGAAUAAUGCCUCAGAAAGUCCUUUUCUGCUCACCCAUCCUCAUUAUGUUGAAGUUAAUGCAACCACUUCAUUCACACUCUCUCUUCUCUCUGGGCGUUCCAUACAGAGCUUAGAAGUCACCUACCAAUACAACAGCACCAGCUCGGAGACGGUUACCAUGCCGAUACGAAGCCCCAUCCCGGAAGUGGUUUGGUCACACUCAUCCUCCGUCCCUGGGGUCUGGUUGGUGGACAUUGUUGCUGUGGACAUGGACAAUGAAACUGUCCAGUCCACUUCGGUGGUCAGUGUCCAAGAGAGUGUUUCGGACAUCAGCGUGCUGGGCCCCUAUUGUCCAGAUGUGUGGCCUUUAACUACUCUGACAUGGGAACUAAGGCCUUCUUCUGGCUCAAGUAUCAGGUAUGACUGGGUGAUUGUCCCUCUCGUGUCCAACUCAUCAUCCGAUUCUGGUAACUACAGGAUGACAACCGGAGGAACCAACACGCUGGCCUAUAUUCCAUUUAGCAUGCCAGGAACUUACAACCUCACUGUCACGGCCUCCAAUGAGAUAUCCCGUACCUCGACUCACACCCUAACCACCCUCCGAGAGCCAAUCACAAGUCUCGUUCUAUCCAGUAGUCCCGUUCUACAUGGACUAAACUCUACCAUCUUACUUCGAGUACAAGGCGGACCGGAAUUCUCAUUCAGCGUCCAUUUUGGGGACGGCACGGCAGCUGAAGUGACGUCCGAUUCUCCAGACAUGUCCGUUGAGUCGAUUGACCAUUCCACCCUGCCAGCAACGUAUGUCUUUGCUUUGUCGAAACACUACGCAGACCUAGGUGAAUACGCAGUUGCUGCAACGGUUUCCAAUGGUGUUUCCGACAUGGAUGGCUCUACAGUGGUGAGAGUGGAAGAGAGGAUCACAGGGCUUACGAUCGUAACAGCAAAUUCGUGGCUGGUCAAUGCUGUUGACAACAUCACCGUCGAGGCCACCGUUGCUACUGGCAACGACAUCGUUUUCACGUGGGAUUUCAAUGAUAUGACAGGACCCACAACGGUCAUUCACAGCAAUGGGAGUUACAGUGCAGUCCUCCACACUUUCGGUAUGCCUGGAGAAUACUACAUCAGUGUGAGUGCUAGGAAUGCCUUGCAGCAGAAUCCCCUGAUCUAUCACUACCCCACACCUUUCGUGGUCCAACAAGUACCUAUAGCUCUGGAACUUAGCGUUUAUGAGGGCAACAACUGGGCAUCCCUGGAGCAGACUGAUGCAGGCGACUGGGAGACUGAUCCUGUAGUCUUCCGUGCCCUGUGUUGGGGCUCUCACAUCAGUUUUGCCUUCGACUACGGAGACGGCUAUGAGGAGGUGAUCGAAGGACAGCUGGGUCUAUUCAGCAAUUACUAUGGUUUAGGCACCCAUGUUUACACAGAAGAGGGCGAAUACCAUGUCAGCGUCACAGCCUACAAUCUCCUAACCAACGUCAGCCAGUCGCUGGGGACACCCUUCAUCGUUGUGAUCUCUCCUACGGGGCUAUACUUUGACCAUCCUGUCUACACGUUCCCGUUCGGUAACAUGUCCAUACUGACCGUGACAGUGGAUGAAGGAAAUAAUCUCUUCUUCAAUUGGUCCAUGGGAGACCAAACCAACUACUUGUUUGCAGGUCCUUCUGUCACUCAUGUAUACCGUACUGCUGCAAGCUAUAAUGUCACUGUGGUUGCAUUCAACAAAGUACAGAGUCUUCAGACAGCAUGCACCGUGGAUAUUGUCAACUUUGUUUCUUUCGUUGACCUGAAGGUUCAGAGUCAGCUAGCAACGACAUACACUGAUCUACUCUUCACAGCCGAGACCCCUGCUAAUAGUGCCAAGUGGUUUCGAUGGGACCUGGGUAACGGACUUCCUAUCCGGCAGACAUCGAUCAAUACGUUGACCUACCGUUAUGCCCUCCCUGGCAUCUACUACAUAUCAGUCGAAGCGGGCAACCACAUGAGCAACGCUACAUCCAACCCUGUGGAGAUGACCCUGCAGGCACGCAUCGGCACCAUGAUCAUCACAACGUCGGCUCCCGCUCUCUAUGGGCAAAGGACAGUCCUGGAGGUUCAGGUCUACUCCGGAAGCAACAUUGAGUAUGUUUGGAGCUUUGGUGAUGGCUCCCCAGAUGUUGUCACAGAGCAGUCCGUUAUUGUGCACUCAUACAACAGGACCGGGGAGUAUUUCAUCAACUUGUUUGCGAUCAACGAUGUGAGCAACUCAAGUGCUUCAACCAAUAUAUUCAUCUUGGAUGAACCAUGUCUUACUCCGGAGCUCUACAUUGUUGGUGAUUCAAAUAGAAUGAUUAACUUUUCCAGUCCGGUGAAGUUGGAGAUCGAGGUCUUCAUCGAUUGUGACAUCACACAACAAACAACCUACCAGUGGUCCCUCAUCGAUGCUGUAGACGGGAGCCCUCUAGUGUUGAAUCCCAUGAUAGCAUCUCUUGACAAGCGAACACUCUAUAUACCCAGUCACGUCGUCCCAAUCGGGUCAUACACUGUGACGACAGAGGUGCGCAUGAACAACACGAUAGUAUAUUCCAGGACAUCCAUGAGUCUAACGAUCAGGGAAAGUCCCUUGAUUGCAGUCAUCGAGGGGGGUACAACGAGGACCAUCGAUAGGAACACUCUGGCUUACAUCAAUGCUGGAUUUUCUCUAGACCCAGACCAUCCUUCAGAUUCAGACCUACAAUACAACUGGACUUGUCAUCCGAUAGACAUUCCUACCGAGCCCUGCUUUGAUCCAUCAACCUUCUCCAAUGGCACCGCCCCAGUUCCAUCCACCAACGGUUCCUUGUUGUUCCCAGCGGCCUGGCUCAGGCUGGACGUAGCCUUCCAGUUUGUCUUCUAUCUCACAGUCAGCAAAGAAGGCAGGCAACCAGAUUAUGUUUCCCAGGUCCUGAAGGUUGUUUCCAAUGAACAGAUCUACGAACUUCUAGUUGAUUGCCCGUCGUGCGACGAAGGCAUUGUCAACUCUAAUGCAGAGCUUACCCUUGAGGCGUUGUGCCCAACUUGUGGAGAUAAUGUCACCUUCGUGUGGGAGCUGUUUGUCAUAUGGGAUGGUAGCACAACGUAUACAAGCUCUGCUUCUAGAUGCAUUCACGCUGAUGGAUCGGGUCCAGCGGACAGCGGAACGACUGUACAGACCACUGUGACUCCACUCACUUCAUCGCAUGUGAACACGGCUACCAGUCAAGUCUCAGCCACAUCCAACACACCAAUGCAACAAUCAUCCAGCCCAAGCCCUGUCCACACUUCCAACCCAUCCCAAAGUUCUACAUCCAGUCACGCAAGUUUAACAGGAUCGACAGGUCAUUCAGAUGGGCAAGGGACAAGUCCAAGUUCUGGGAACGAAUCUUCGACACCCAGUACACCAACGAUGAGUCCUUCCUCUUCUCCGGCGAGUCGCUCAACUACGUCAUCUCAGUCAGGUCCUGAUUGGUCGUCAUCCUCCUCUAUUGCGGAAUCAGUUGCCCAGUCUUCAUUUCAAGAGGAUUUUAGCAGUAGCAGUGUUGCGGAGUAUUUUGGUGAUGAAGGUGGUGUCUUUGCGAGUGUCUUCGAGGACAGUUCCACAAUAGUUGAAACCAAGCUGGACAAUCACUCUGAUGAUCUGACGAAAGAUGAUUCUCUGGAUGCUGGUGAAGGUGGGACCGCUACAAACAAGAGUGUGUCUGCUGUGGCAGGGAGGUCUGGAUUCCUUGAAGCUGCCUCCUCCUCCUCUUUCGCCGGGGAGACCAUUUCAUCAUCAUCAAGUACAGGUAUUGCAGAGGGUUUGUCUUCAUCAUCGGAUGCUUUUGCAGAAGCUGCAGACGAUGUCUCUUCCAUCGCUGAAUCUUUCGGCUCUUCUUCCGUGGCAGAGGUGGCAUCAUCCUCUAUCCAAGAAGAGCCUGCAACUGUUGACCUAUCCACCAUGCUCCCGACAUCGACAGGAUUGCUGGCGACCUCUGACCUGUCCACCCCAUCAGAGGGCGCCACAUCCGUUACAGAAGAAGCAGAAGCGACGACCCAUCAGCCAUCGGACGAGGACAGCAUCCUCGAAGACUACUCCGACAGUAACUAUGAAUACCCUGAUGAUUCUUCCGCCAAUGAGGAGGAAAGCACACCCUCUACCAGACCCACUACCAACACCACCACCUCAGGGUCACCAACAACCAGAUCCUCCACCACUACUCCACAAUCUCCUGGGGAUAAUGGCAACAAUGAUGACGGUAGCUCUAUCCAAGAAGGAGAUGAUUCCCUUUUCGAAGACUAUUCAUCUGAUGUAUAUGAAGGAGGAGAUUCCAGUCUACAGAGUAGUGAAGCCGACGGGGAUGGGGUGGCUAACCCCAAUAACCCAACCACGAACGAGGAGCACAUUGUAUCCCGAUCAUCCCAAGCAGUGGUCAUCAGUGAAGACUCGACCUUGUCAGGACUGAAGGGUAAACAGUUCACCCUGAGGCCUGGUAUUCUCGAGGAAGGUCGGACCUACGCAGUUGGUGUCAAGAUAUAUCCAGAGGAUGGAAGCGCCGGGGUGAGGGCCGAAGCAUUCCAGUAUGUAACGGUGAACGAAGCUCCUAAGCUGGGGAUAUGCUCCAUCUCGCCCGACAGUGGUACUGAAUUGGAUACAAUCUUUUCUGCCGCUUGCCAUUCAUGGAAUGAUGAGGACACACCCCUGCAAUAUGAGGUCAGAUAUAGUCUCAACCAAUCCGACCCUGAGACGAUUCUUUACUAUGGAAUGGACCGUUCUGUCAGAUUUCUACUUCCUGCAGGGCAUGCUGAAAACCAUCACAAUGUUUACCUGAAAUUAGCCAUAGUGGACAGCAAAGGAGGCAAGACAUCUGUCUGUGAUAUUGCUAUACCAGUCUCUCCAAAGCCCUUUGAAAGCUUAGAAAACAAGCUGGAAUAUCUGGAGGCGGUUUCGGUGGGUAGAGACAGCAUGCUGGCGGUCUACGUUGCCCACGGCGAUGACCUCAACGUUCACUCCCAUGUGCGUUUAGUGGCCCAUCUCCUCAACCAGCUCUCGCACGUCUUAGACGAGGAAGAAGACAAAGAUCAUUGCCAUAUCAUCACAGAGAGGUGUGUCAUACGCAGUGCCCUCCUGGAAGGGAUCUUAGCUCUCCCAAUCCGAGACGAGUAUGAAAUCCUUCAGGUUGUUGGCGCCAUCAAUGAGGUCUCUUCCGUACCAUACGAGCUGAAUGCCCCUUGCCAGAGGAAGGUAUCCGGCCUUCUAACGACCAUGGCGACCUCCAGCGCCCGAUGCAGGUGGGAGGAGCCCAGCCUGGCUCGCGAUGCUCUCGAGGUGAUGGUCAUGGUGGCCUCCAACAUCCUGGAGUCGUUUCAUCACAACCACACAGAUGACACCCUGUCUCCAGAAGACUCCAGAGACAUCACGGAGCAGAUGGUGACGGCCAUGAUCGACAUGCUCCAGGUGCAUCUCGGUCACAUGACCACAGAGAGCGAGGCAGUGGUUCUCACCAGUCUCCUGCUGAGCCUCCAGGGUUCAAGACUCGGCACCCUGGCCGGAGCCAGCUUCUCGGCGGGGGGUGCAACCUUCACCCUCCCUCCAGGCUUGGAUGCCCUGGUACGUAAGCCUGGGGCGAGGGAUAGUUGGACCGACAGGUACCGCUGGAACCACCCCUGCUACGACGCCCACAUGGUGACGUAUGUGGACAACCCCUUCAUGUGGGGUCAAGGUGCCAACAAGGUCACCACACCUGUGGCGUCUCUAGAACUAUACUCCUGCGAUGACGAUGAACACAGCUUAGUAAAUGUCUCUAAUCUACCUGCCGGAGAGGAAAUCAUCAUCGACAUUGACAACUUAUCAGAAAAGCUCUCACUUUCAUACAACUAUACCUUUGAUCCUGCCUUCAUGAGCGUGCAUUCCUUCAACGUGUCUAGAGCUAACAUCCAGCAGAGUGCUCACAUAUCUAUCAAGCUCACUCCGAUACAGCGCCCCAUCCCUAUCACAGUGCUGCUGAGAUAUGGAGUGGAGCCGACCCCUACAAAGUAUGACCGCUGCUGGAACCACAACGAUGACAUCAACAGCAUAGAUAUCUUUCUGUCACCUGACAGCUUCAAUGUCUCUGGGCGCUACUACUUGGCCCUCGUAGACGGUGAGUUCGGGGAGACAGUCUUCCGACAGGACAGUGACCAGACCAGGCAGUACCUACUCAAGAUGUGGUGGGGAGAGUGUCUCUACUGGGAUCCUUCAGAGGUGAGAUGGUCUCCCGAAGGAUGUUCUACAUCUUCGUCCUCCACCUUUGCUACCACGCAGUGUUUGUGCACCCAUCUCAGCUCCUUUGGGGUUAGUUUCGUCCCCAUCCUCAAUAUCGUCAGCUUUGUCGACAUGCAGCUUUUCGUUGGCCCCAAUGAGAAUCCAGUGACCUACCUGUUUGUGGCAGGACUGCUGGGAGUCUAUGCUCUGCUGUUUAUUUACUGUUACUAUGCCGACCGACAUGACGAGAAGAAGCAGGGAUUGAUCUAUUUGAAGGACAACCAGCCUGGAGAUAAGCAAUACUAUGACAUCACAGUGGAGACUGGUUUCCGCUCAGGAGCUGGUACGACAGCGCGAAUCAGCAUCGUCUUGCAUGGAGAGGAAGGUCACUCAGAGACUAAAGAGCUCAUCUGUGAGGAUAAACCAAUCUUUGAGAAUAACUCCAGGGAUAGAUUCAUCAUCAGUGUCCCAGAGUCUCUUGGAAACAUCCAGCGGCUUCAGCUUUGGCACAACAACGCUGGUCUGUCACCAGGCUGGUACCUGAGUAGGAUCUCAAUACGUGACCUCUUGACCGGGCAGAAGUGGUUCUUUAUCUGUGAGCGCUGGUUCGCGGUGGAGGAGGACGACGGGAAGAUAGAACGAGAGCUGCUUGUGGUGGACGAUGGGGUCGGCUUCACCAAGGCUUUCUUUGCCAAGGGGGCCCAGUAUUUUGCAGACUACUACUUGUGGAGUUCCGUCUUCACCAGGCCACCGUACAGCAUCUUCACCCGGGUGCAGCGUCUCACCUGCUGUCUCUGUAUCUCCAUGGGGUUCAUGUGUGUUAACACCCUCUGGUAUCAGGAGCUUGAUAAAGAGGACUCUGAGCUUGGGGUCAUUGACGUGUCUGGGGAAGCCGUGCUUGUCGGCAUUGUAACAGCUCUUGUCGCCAUUCCUAUAAACUUCCCUCUCAUCAUGCUCUUUCGGAGGUCAAAGCCUUGGCGAAUGCCAGGGGAAAUUGGAGAGCUAUUCAAGCACAUCAAAUCUAGCAACAAGAAUCAAUCUAGCAAUAAGAAUCAAUCCGACCCAGAGGAACAAACCGCUGCACAGCUCUACAACCUCCAGAGAUGGGCUAGGGAGAAGUGGAAGCAUAGACACAAGAGUUCUAUCUUCAAGCAUCUGUCUGAGAAUGAGAGUAGCAGGUCCAGCAUUGAUGCUCACAGCUACUCCAGCGGGUUUGGUGAACUUUCUUCAGAAGACAGAUUUAGGCCAAUGUUCACAAAUAGUGAUUUGACCUCGCCGGAGCUGACCGAGAGCUGGGAGUCCAUCGACACUGAUCCCAUCCCUUCCAUGCAUCACAAGAAACUCAAGAGCCCCAAGAUCUGGCUACCACAUUUCUUCUACUUCGUUGCGUGGGGAGGGUCUAUCUUCAUUGUGAUUGCAUCGUCUGUCAUCACCAUAGUGCUUGGUCUGAAGUUCAGUUAUGCUCAAGCCAUCUAUUGGAUGCAGUCUAUGUACUUCUCAUUCCUUCAAUGCAUCUUCAUAACCCAACCUACUGUGAUGGCCAUGCUCACCAUUGGCAAAGCUUGGAAACACAGUAACAACAUCAAGAUAUUUGACCACUACGACGACAACACAGAUCUGAUUGACAGGCGGAUGCUCCAUAGGUCACGAGUUCAACUCUAUGAGCAAGAUCUAUCAAAGGCGAUUGCAGCUCGUCAGCGGUCAAGAUAUCUGAGAUUUGCCCGCCCACCUCAGCCCAAGGAACUCCAGAAAGCCAAGGAGAAGAUGUUGAAGGAGAAACAUAUGUACGCCAUCCUCAGGGAUGUGAUCCUGUUUCUUAUUCUGAUCUUCUGUGUACUGUGGAUGGCAUACGGCAAGGAGACAUCCCUACAUGGUCCCCUCAACAACUCGGUCAAUCAGAUCUUUCUCAAGACUACCCAUCCCUUCACCAACGUGACGACCGUCGAUGAUCUAUGGCACUGGCUCCAAGAGGACAUGGUAGACACCCUCUAUUGGCAGAGAUGGUACAAUGGUGAUCCCAUUGCAGAAAAUGCGGUAAGAGCGGAAGAUGUACCUGCUUAGUGAAUCCUCAAUCAGGAAUAAUUUACAUGUUGAAAUGCUCUAGCAUGGUUCUGUUGUUUUUUGUACUAACACUUAUUUUAGUUUAGGUUGUAAUGUGUGUAAUGACCGUCAGUAUG
This is a messenger RNA of Strongylocentrotus purpuratus (purple sea urchin), 10654 nucleotides long. It is a transcript of the gene REJ7, whose product is annotated as receptor for egg jelly 7. Lineage: Eukaryota; Metazoa; Echinodermata; Echinoidea; Camarodonta; Strongylocentrotidae. Gene Ontology annotation, molecular function: protein binding. The record is from RefSeq and is marked validated.